This is a messenger RNA of Globicephala melas (long-finned pilot whale), 676 nucleotides long. It is a transcript of the gene SPC24, whose product is annotated as SPC24 component of NDC80 kinetochore complex. Gene Ontology annotation, cellular component: Ndc80 complex. Gene Ontology annotation, biological process: chromosome segregation. Gene Ontology annotation, molecular function: microtubule binding. The record is from RefSeq and is a predicted model, not a curated record. NCBI's taxonomy places the organism in Eukaryota, Metazoa, Chordata, Mammalia, Artiodactyla, Delphinidae.
GUAGUCAUGGCGGCCUUCCGCGACAUGGAGGAGGUGAGCCAGGGGCUGCUGAGCCUGCUGGGUGCCAACCGCGCCGAGGCGCAGCAACGGCGGCUGCUGAGGCGCCACGAGCAGGUGGUGGAGCGGCUGCUGGAGACGCAAGACGGUGCCGAACAGCGGCUGCGAGAGGUCCUCACUGCGGAGAAGGAGGUGGCCCAGAGCCUCCUCAACGCGAAGGAGCAGGCACACCAGGGCGGCGCCGAGUUGCAGCAGCUUGAAGCCGAGCUUCAGAGGGCCAGCGAGGAGGACGCCCGUCUGAAGGCCAGCCUCCUAUAUCCUUUCCUGUGUCUCAGCAGAGAGCUGGAGGAGCUCAAGGAGAUCGAGACUGAUCUUGAAAGACAAGAGAGGGAGGUUGACGAAGACACGACAGUCACCAUCCCUUCAGCCGUGUAUGUGGCUCAACUUUAUCGCCGAAUUAGUAAAAUUGAGUGGGAUUAUGAAUGUGAGCCGGGGAUGAUCAAAGGCAUCCAUCAUGGCCCCAGCGUUGCUCAGCCCAUCCACCUGGACAGCACCCAGCUCUCCAAGAAAUUCAUCAGCGACUAUCUCUGGAGCUUGGUGGACACAGAGUGGUAGCCAGGAGCCUCUGGGACUGCAUCGUACAGUCCCACACAGUGGGAAUCAGCCCGUGGUGGGUGGU